Molecule: messenger RNA, 1694 nt
Organism: Coniophora puteana RWD-64-598 SS2
Lineage: Eukaryota; Fungi; Basidiomycota; Agaricomycetes; Boletales; Coniophoraceae
Product: amidase signature enzyme
Exons: 12
Coding region: 1-1692 (563 amino acids)
Biological process (GO): fatty acid catabolic process
Molecular function (GO): amidase activity; fatty acid amide hydrolase activity
Source: RefSeq, a predicted model, not a curated record
AUGUUUGAUAAUCCACGCAAGGCGACUAUCGUCGCCAAACGUGCGACUCGCAACGAGGCUCUAUCAAUCGCAGGCAAAGUCAAAAACGACCAGGAGCUCUACACCCGGGCCACGGCCAUCGACAUCGUCGAAUAUAUAGCAAAGGGAGAGUGGACCGCUACGGAGGUAGUGAAGGCAUAUAUCGCGCGUGCUGCCCUAGCACAGGGAAAAACCAACUGUCUAACAGAAGUACUCUUCGAUGACGCAAUACGUCAGGCGAAAACACUAGACGAGGAGUUCACCAGGACAAAGAGGAUUAGGGGCCCACUGCAUGGCGUACCUGUUAGCUUCAAGGAUCAUUACGAUAUAGAAGGCUACGAUUCCGUGACCGGAUUCUCAGCAUGGAUCAAUGACCCCGCGAAAAAGGAUGCAUUUCUCGUCUCCCAACUCCGGAAAGCUGGAGCCAUUAUCAUUGCGAAGACGAACCUGCCGCAAAUGAUGUUUUCUUCCGAAAGCGUGAAUCCUGUGUUCGGCCGGACGACCAACCCAUGGAGCAGCAAGCAUGCAAGUGGUGGAAGCUCUGGCGGAGAAGCUGCGCUGCUUGCUAUGGAUGGCUCCGCUCUUGGGGUUGGCUCAGACAUCGGUGGAAGCCUGCGUGUACCAGCUUCUUGGUGUGGGGUUUAUUCGCUCAAGCCGACGGCUGAGCGCAUCUGCGGUCAUGGUGCUCGAGAUAUUGAGCCGGGAUUUGAGGCCAUCAAGUUCUGCUACGGACCAAUGGCGCGAUCUGUCGCAGACUGCGAUCUGUUCUGCAGGCUGUUUCUCGGUAAGCAGGAUGAUGUGCCCCAGACCGCGCCACAGCCGUAUAGCGAAGUCGAAUUACCUAAGAGGUUGCGUUUUGGCUUCUACGCCAGUGAUGGCCUUGUGACAUCAUCCCCUGCUUGCCAACGAGCUGUCCGGGAACCCGUGGAGGCUCUUCGGCAGCAGGGACAUGAGUGCAUUGAGUUCGACCCGAAGCCCCUAGCUCUCGAAGCAUGUCGUGUUUUUAUUGCAUUGCUAUCGGCUGGUGGUCACAAAACAAUGCUAUCUCAUCUUCAAGGAGAUCCAGAGGAGACGAUGAUGUUUGGUUAUACUAUCGGGCCAAAGCUGCCAGGUUUCAUCCGUGUAAUGGGCAAAUGGAUUGCCCAAUACGUUAUCGGAGACGACGUCCUCGCCCAAAUAAUUGAUACGUCUCGCGGAAAAAGCGUCAAAGAAUUCGUUGAGUUCACCAACGCUAGGAACCAAGUCUCCCGCGCGUUCUACGAGCAGGUAUGGAACGCUCUACAGCUCGACGGGAUUAUAUGCCCCGUACAGUCUCUGCCGGCCAUCACUCACGGAUCUUGCGCGUACCUGACGCCACUCUUCUGCGCUACAUUGCUGUACAACGUUGUAGACUCGCCUGUUGGCGUCGUGCCCGUCACCCGUGUAACACCCGGUGCGGACGAUCUCCCCGCAGAUUUCAAAGCUGGUCGCAAUGGGACCAGCUGGACCCUUGAGAUGGCGAUGUACCACAGGAAGUAUGGCGUAUAUAACUCAGAACGGAUGGCCGGUCUUCCAGUCGGUGUGCAGAUCGUGGGGAAGAAAUGGGAGGAUGAGAAGGUGCUGGGGAUGAUGCGAGUCGUGGACGAGGCACUUGGCCCGAGGGGCUUUGGACCAGGAAUGUGGAAGGAUGAAUAGAG